Moesziomyces antarcticus is the source of this 2400-nucleotide messenger RNA. RefSeq lists its product as uncharacterized. The record is from RefSeq and is a predicted model, not a curated record. The transcript has a single exon. Lineage: Eukaryota; Fungi; Basidiomycota; Ustilaginomycetes; Ustilaginales; Ustilaginaceae. The coding region runs from base 1 to 2400 and encodes 799 amino acids.
AUGCCUUCCGAGGAUCCCUCUUCAUCUCCACCAUCUCCGUCUGCAGUCCAACCUGUCCUCGAUCCUGACCAGGCAGCUGCCAUCGGAGUUCCUCCGGCUUCCGCGUCCGCCGCCAUGCAGCCCUCCGAUCCCGAAAAGCCUCAGGCGACCGACCCUGACAGCCUCAAGCUCGAGCAAGACGUUCAAGAGCAAGCGGCCGGCCGCUUGGCCGACCAGGACUCUGUCCCUGCCCCGGCAGCCGCUCUUGACCACGAGGCACACCUUCACCAUGUCCCCAAAGCCGAAGUCGCUCCGGAGCGCGUUACCGAACUUCCCGGAACACAGGACGAAGUUCCGGCUCCCGCUCCAGGCGACCCUGACCGUCCUAUCGAGCCCGAGCUCGAGGAUCUUGGAUGGAGCGAGCAGCCCAACGUGCCCAUCCCUGUCCUCAACGGCAUGAAGAACGAAUCGCUCUGGCUCCUCGUGCGCCGCUUCAACAAACAGACCUAUCGCGUCAAGGCCAUCGAGGGCAACGCCAAGAGAGACUUCGACAUGUACAUCAGCAACGAGGAGCAGUUUCAGCCCGAUAAGCUCAAGGCCACCUUUGAGCGCUUCUACGUCAACGUCGUCGUCGGCACCGUCGCCUUCAUCCAGCACAUCGCCCGUCUCCGCUCCUGGUCCGAGCCCAAGCGCACCGGUGGCUUCAUGGUGGUCUACGUGGCUGCAUGGCUUCUCGACGUCAUCGUUCCAACCAUGCUUGCAUUCAUGAUCGUCCUCAUCCUCUCGCCACGUGCCAGACUCUUCAUGUUCCCUUCCGCUCCCCUCGCCGCCAUCGAUCCCAAGACCGGACAGGCAAAGGUACCUAAGGCCGGCCACCUUGGCAGCAAGACCAGCUUGACCGGUGCUGCCGAGACAUACGAGGGUGAGGCAGUCGAGCAGGAGGCGUCCAACUUUGUCGGUGCCCUCGGCAGCGUAGCCUUAAGCACAGCAGCUGGCAAGUCCUCCAAUGACGGCGUUGUAGCUGCCCAGGACGAGGAGGACACGGAUUCGGAUGAAGACAGCGUUACCGGCAAAUCGAACGCCGCUGGUCGAAAGGGCACUAGCUCGGCGCCCAAGAAGGAUCCCGAAGACAAAAUUCCGGACCCCACCAACGUCGCCGCCGUCACACAGGCAGCACAGAGCAAGGCCGCGGGCGAAAAGGCUGGACAACCCGAAAAGGGCGAUCACACCAAGAAGCCGAUGGAAGAGGCCAUCUUCGCCAGCCUCGCUCCUUUCAUGCACAUCCUCAACAACAUCUGCGAUGACUACGAGCGUUUCUGCAAUGCGCUUUCGCCCACACCCCCAUUCUCGCGAUGGAUGCCGCGAUGCCGCCUCGCGGGCGCCAUCCUUCCGGUCCUGCUCGCCUCCCUCUACGUCAACGAGACAAUGAUCUACAAGGGAUCCACGUUUGGCUUCGGCUUUGCACUGUUCGGCCAGCCGCUCAUCGACCGCGUCAAGUUCCCACAGGUCAUCGCCUGGCUCGACCGCAACGUCCCGGACUGGAAGAAGUAUCUCGAGCUCCGAUUUAUGCUGCUGCGUGGCGUGCCCACCAACGCCCAGCUCACCGUCACGCUGCUGCGCAUCGGCGAGGCCAACAAGUCUCCCCUACCUCCGCCGCCGCCCACGGCCGUGGCGCCUCCACCCAGCGCGCUCCACGGAUCCGACAUGGCCGAUCAUCCGGAUCUGCCGCCCGAGUAUGCAGAGCAGCUCGCCGAGGCGCAGGCCGACGAUGUCGCCAGCCGACCCGAGGGCGAGCACGAGUCGGCGACCGACCCCAAGGCCGGUAAGAAGGGCAGCAGCAAGGUGCUGGCCGUGCUGAAAGGCGUUACCAAGGCGGGCGUCGAGACAGCGCUUGGCGUCAACCGCGUCAAGGCGACCACGAUCCAAUCCAUGCACGCCAAGGCCAAGCUCGGCGUGGUCAGGUCCGAAGAAGCCGCCCAAAAGUAUGCCGCCGACGGGCCGGUCAAGUUCCACUGCCGCUACCGCGGUAAGCGCGGCUACGCCUACGUCCUCACCACGGCAGCAACGCCGUCGAUCGCGUUCGAACGCAAAGGCAAGACCAGUCCGCUCUCGGCCGCGGUGGCGGCCAACAAGGGCGCGAGCUCCACUGCUUCGGCAGCCGAGACGGCCCAGCGUCUGGUCCAGCAGCGCGGCGCGAGCUUCGCGAUUGCCAUCGAUGAGAUCGCCGAGAUCCACAAGGUGGGCGGCCUCGGAUGGAAGGGCAAGCUCGUCGUUGGCUGGGCACUGGGUGGCGAGGUUGCCGACGGCAUCGAGAUCCUGGAUAAGCAGGGCAACAUCCACAAGCUCACGGCCAUGGGCCGCCGCGACGAGGUGUUCAACCGCCUCAUCGCGCUGGGCAGCCAAAAGUGGGAGGCAUUCUAG